Molecule: messenger RNA, 3882 nt
Organism: Sebastes umbrosus (honeycomb rockfish)
Lineage: Eukaryota; Metazoa; Chordata; Actinopteri; Perciformes; Sebastidae
Product: B-cadherin-like
Exons: 18
Coding region: 374-3091 (905 amino acids)
Biological process (GO): homophilic cell-cell adhesion; multicellular organism development; cell-cell junction assembly
Cellular component (GO): catenin complex; adherens junction; plasma membrane
Molecular function (GO): cadherin binding; calcium ion binding
Source: RefSeq, a predicted model, not a curated record
UGUUCACUCAGCUCAGAUGGGCUGCGGCUAAUUGCUUGCUCAUAGGACCGCUGUUUAUUAUUCAGAGUAUUAUUGAUGAGUAACAGAGGAACAGAAACUACCUGGUAUCUGUCGCUCUGUCUCUCCAGGUGUGUUCAGCCUCUAUGACCAUAUCAGGAACACGGAACCCGCGCACCUGUGAACUGACGUCAUCCUCUGAAAGUACCUGCAGCGACUCGCCCAGCUGCAGUCAGUCACUAACCGUCCAACCGGAGAGAGCGAGCACAAAGAAGACACGCAGAAGACUCACACAGGAAUAGACUUUUACUUCAUUUCACAGUUUGUUUUUUCUUCUUCCUUCACUGAGGACCAGAGGGAGAGGAUUUACAGACAGAUGGGGACGGUUCGGUUCGCGGUUUUGGGCAUUUUAAUCGUCGUGUUUCAGGCCUCUGCUUCAGUGCCUGCUGAGGAGCCAACAUGUGUACCUGGAUUCGAGUCAGAUAUGUUGAUUUUCACAGUGUCCAGAAAGCACCUGAAGCGGGACGCAAUACUGGGAAGAGUGGGCUUUACUGACUGCACAGAUCGCAAUAGGUUUCCUUUCAACAGUGACAACAGCCAUUUCAAGGUGCAGUCAGACGGCGUAUUGAAGGUAAAAAGACAGAUUGAUAUUCAUGGAUCCCGGGAAUUCUUUAUCCACACCUGGGACUCACAAGGUAGCAAAAUAAGUGUUCCUGUCAAAGUAAUGUUCCACGGGCAUCACCAUGGGAACCACCACCAAAAUGCUGAGCAUCACCAUGGAGACCAGACACACCACAACCAUCAGCACCACCAUACUGACGUGGACUCUGCUAAUAACACACAGAGUGACAACGAUGAGGUGCCCAUUCUGCAUUUUCCCACGAUUGGUGCAGGGCUGAGGAGGAGGAAGAGAGACUGGGUUAUUCCUGACCUCACUGUUCCUGAGAAUUCUCGAGGACCAUACCCCCUAAAAGUAUCUCAGAUCCGUUCAAAUGAGGAUACAGUGAAGAAGAUCUUAUACAGCAUCACUGGUCCAGGAGCUGAUCUGCCUCCUGUAGACCUUUUCACGAUGAACAAAGACACUGGUAUUCUGUAUCUCACACAACCACUGGACAGAGAGCGUCAAGAUAAGUACUUGUUUCAAGCACAUGCUGCUGAAGAUGGUGCAGCAAAUGCCGAGGCGCCCAUGGAUAUUAUAGUGAAAGUAAUUGACCAGAACGACAACAAUCCUACUUUCUCUCAAAGCACCUACGUGGGAGAAGUUCUUGAGUCUUCGGAUAUCGAUGAUCCGGUGAUUCAGGUUGUGGCCACGGAUAUUGACGAGCCGAAUAAUGACAACUCAGAUAUCCUUUACCGUCUUAUGGACCAGGAUCCAAAGUUGCCCGCUGACAACCUGUUUAUCAUCAACCCAGUCACUGGAGCCAUCAGAGUCAAUGCCGUUGGGCUCGACAGAGAGAAAUACCCAAAGUACACCCUGCUGGUAGUAGCACAAGACAUGAAGGGAAGAGGGUUGGCUGGAGAAGCGAAAGUAAUCCUUACUGUCACAGAUAGCAACGACAAUGCUCCGGUCUUCACUCAGCCUUCCUAUGUGGCAACAGUUGCAGAAAAUAAAGUGGACGCUCGAAUCCUUACGAUGUCGGUAACCGAUGGUGACGAGGUACACUCCCCAGCCUGGAAUGCCAAGUUCACGAUUGUCGGUGGCGAUCCUGGAAAACUUUUCACCGUGAAAGCAGCAAGUAACAAACAGGAAGGAAUCCUUUCUACUGCCAAGGGUCUUGACUUUGAGAGGAGCACCACGCACACUCUGUUGAUUACGGUGGAGAAUGAGAUUCCUUUUGCUACUCCACUGCCCACUGCCACCGCCACAGUCGUGGUGACUGUGCAGGACGUCAACGAAGCUCCAAUCUUUGAACCAUUACAGAAGAAAGUGUCAAAACCGGAGAACCUUGCCGUCGACAGUUCUGUGGUGCAGUACAUUGCCUCUGACCCAGACACUGCACGCAAACAGACAGUCAUGUAUAAAGUGGUUAGAGACCCUGCCGGCUGGCUGAAUGUGGACAAAAAUACGGGCCUGAUUAAAGUCAAAAGUCUCAUGGACAGAGAGUCCCUCUUCGUCCAGGACAACAAAUACACAGCACUCAUUGCUGCAUAUGACAAUGAUGAAGUCCCAGCCACAGGAACCGGCACUCUAAUAAUCGCGCUCGAAGAUGUCAAUGACAAUGCACCCACCAUCGUGGACCGAGCAGUCAAAGUGUGUAACAAGGAAUCGGGUCCUCGGCUGCUGUCGGUGAUGGAUAAAGACGGACCGGGCUAUACCGCUCCAUACAGCGUCCAUUUACAGGGCAUCUCGAAGACCAACUGGACCGCUAGGAUGAACGGCUCCAAAACGGGUAUUAUCCUGGCUUUGAACACUGAGCUAGCCAGGGGAGAGUACACUGUGGUCCUGAGGGUUUCAGACAACCAGGGCUUGGCGCAGGACAGCACCGUCCAGGCUGAAGUGUGUGACUGCUCUGGGGAAAACGUGGUCUGCAAAGAUCGGGCGAUAGCUGGCACUGAACUGCCUAUAAUCCUGGGAAUACUGGGAGGCAUCCUGUUGCUGCUCAUGUUGGUGCUGCUGCUGCUGCUGUUAGCGAGACGGAGAAGAGGACUGAAGCCGAAGGAUGAACCACUACUGAACGAAGAUAUCAGAGACAACAUCUAUUACUACGAUGAAGAGGGAGGCGGGGAGGACGAUCAGGACUAUGACCUGGGUGUCCUCCACCGUGGUCUGGAUAACAAGCCCGAUGUGUUCAGAAACGACGUGAUGCCAAACUUCAUGCCGGCUCCUCAGUACCGGCCUCGCCCAGCCAACCCAGAGGAAAUCGGCAACUUCAUUGGUGAUAACCUGAAGGCAGCCGACAACGACCCGACAGCACCCCCCUACGACUCCCUGCUGGUGUUUGACUACGAGGGAGGCGGCUCCGACGCGGGAAGCCUCUCUUCUCUGAACUCGUCGAGCAGCGGAGACCAGGACUACGACAACCUCGCCGAGUGGGGACCCCGCUUCAAGAAGCUGGCCGACAUGUACGGAGGAGGAGAAGAUGACAUGCUGUAAUUGUACCAAAGAAAAGAUAAUAACACAUAUGGCUGCGUGAAUGUUAGAUUGAUGUAAGCAUGAACUGAUAAAUGGCUGCUUCCCAGGGAAAGUAUAGUACAGCAGCCAUCAGUAGGCCCACAGAGGUUUAUUGUUGUCAGUGCAGUCCGGUUAGCAGUUAACAGCCACUGCUCGGAAGCCAAACGAUGAGUUUAUUUUUUUUUUAUACAUGAGUUCUACAUUUUGAAUGGUUGAGCUCUCUCUGCCUGUCUUUUAGAUCCCUGUUUAGUUCUAGGCUAAAGAUGCUUUUUGUUUAUUUUCUCGUCAUUGAGCCACAUCAUCUGUCUCAAUGGUGAUUUAUGGAUUUUGUGCAGAUAUUUCAGCCUGCGUCAUGGCUUACUGGGCGACACUGGAUAUGUACACAGAUGAUUGCAGUUGCACUUGUAACGUUUGUGUAAUAUUGGCAAUGUAUGGUACUUAUUAACAUUUGUUCUGUUUUUUUUUUUAUAGUUUGUACUACUGCUUCAGUUAAAUUUCAUUGUUUUGUAUCUCUGUUUGAGGAAUGAAAUUACAAAUGAUCAAGGGGGAAUCUGCGUUGCCAGCCAAUGCACAUCACCCUCUGAGGGGGGGGGGGGGGGGGGUCAAUGAGUUCUAAAUAAAUGCUUUUUAAGAUGUUUGAAAAUCUCCUGUUCAGUUGACAUCUUUACCACAUUGUAAUGUCAAAACACUUUUAAACGUUGCCUCCAAUGGUACUUUAUUGCGAACGCUUUGUUAAUUUUGGAAUUUUUUAUAAAGUUAUCUUAAUACAAUAA